Oryzias latipes (Japanese medaka) is the source of this 2279-nucleotide messenger RNA. RefSeq names its product adhesion G-protein coupled receptor G5. NCBI's taxonomy places the organism in Eukaryota, Metazoa, Chordata, Actinopteri, Beloniformes, Adrianichthyidae. Gene Ontology annotation, molecular function: G protein-coupled receptor activity. Gene Ontology annotation, cellular component: plasma membrane. Gene Ontology annotation, biological process: cell surface receptor signaling pathway; adenylate cyclase-activating G protein-coupled receptor signaling pathway. The record is from RefSeq and is a predicted model, not a curated record.
CUUACACAGAAAAUUUGCAUUAGGCAAACUUAUUCAUCUGCCCACACAAGCAACACUGUGUUGAACUUGAGUUUACUGAGCCAUAGUGACGCACUGCAGACCAGUUCAUCCCUUCUCGUCCUGAAGAAAGGAACUUCUGGAUUCUUCUAAAUGCACCUGUGAAUGUCUUUAUUGGUUUGUUCCAGCAGAUCUUCCUUUUCCUCUGUUUUCACAUGGACGCAGUAAAAAGGAAGGCUGUGUUUUUUGCACUCCUGCCCCUGCUGCUGCACAAACUACAGGCUGAGGAAGCAUGGAUCGCUAUAUUCAAUUAUGGCCUUACCAUAGACGUGGCUGAGUUCAAUACUUCGAUCUUUGAACAGAAAUCUGAAAUACAAUGUAAAAGAAGUUCAACACAGUGUGUCAUUCAGUUUCCAAACGGAUACCAAGAGACGGGGUUCGAUAAACCACCUUUCUGUCUGAAUGCUUCAGUGACAGAACUUCCAGACAGAGAGGAGUAUGACAUCCCUGGAUUUGCAAAUUUCUCCGUAUUCUGGUGCCAAAAUCACUCCAUCUUCUCACUGUUUGAGAGUCAAUGUAGUGAAGCUUGUGCCGUUGAGGAUUUGCUGAAUGUCGUCUGGAUAAAGGAUUGGUGCGAAAAUCUCUUCAUUCAGAAUUUUGACAUCAAGAAAAUCUACGUCAAAAUUGAAAGACAGAUCAUCCAUAAUCUUAUGGAACCAUGCCAGAACAAAAGCUUUACUGAGUACAACCUAAAGAAACUGUCUUUAAACAUGUACAAUAUCUCAGACAAAGCUCUGAAUAUGACAGACGGAAAAACAGCCAUUCAGUUGGAAGCACCACAGCUGCCGUCUAAGAAUAAGUCCUUCAUUCCUGAAAUCUGGAUGCCUGUGGACGCUUUGCACAAGAUCCCAGCAGAAAGGAGGGUGGUCGCUUUGGUCAGUUACAUGAACCACAACCAGUUCCAGUUCGAAGAGGAAAACAUUUCAUCCAUGGUACUCAGGAUUGAGCUGCUGGAGCAACACCACAUGCAGAAUCUGAUUCAGCCAAUUACCAUGGUUUUCAGAAUCGGAGAAACAGAGUCCAGACCGUCUAAUGACACAGAGCUGAAGUGUUCCUACUUUGAUGAGCAGCACGAUUUUGAUUGGAAAACUGAUGGAUGUGAAACUACAAUCACCGAGACCCAUGUUACCUGCAAGUGCGACCAUGCAACACCUUUUGCUGUUCUGCUGAUAAAUAUACCAGGGAUAGCAGAGAUCCACUGGAAGAUCCUGUCGUACAUCAGCUACAUAGGCUGUGGCUUGUCAGCUUUCUUCUGUGCAGUAUCUCUCUUGAUAUACAUAUUUGGCAGGACAAACAAAAUGGACCACUCCAUGUCCAUUCAUGUGUCCCUGAGCGGCGCCCUGUUUCUGCUCAAUUCAACCUUCCUGCUGACUGAGUGGGGCGCCAACGUGGAGCUCAGCUGGGUGUGUGAGUCAGUCGCAGCUCUCAUGCAUUACUCGCUGCUCUGCUGUUUCACCUGGAUGGCCAUAGAGGCUCUGCACCUUUACCUCCUGCUGAUUAAGGUGUUCAACACCCACUACAAAUACUACCUGCUCAAGCUGUCUGUGGUGGGAUGGGGUGUCCCCGGUCUGAUUGUGGCCGUUUCUCUGGGAGUGCGGGACUUCAAGCAGCUUUAUGGAGCCAAAGAGUUAGCCAUGUUGGAUACCAACCAAACCAGCACCAUCUGCUGGAUCACAGAUGACUCCUUCUUCUACUCUUUGAACCUGGUUUAUUUCACCCUCAUCUUCAUCUUUAACUCUGGUAUUUUGAUGGCGGUGGGCUCCAGCAUCUGCAGGAUGAACACACUGGUGAAGAGAAGUGCAGGGAAGACGCAGGGAGACGUGGACAGGUUUAAUGCUUCCUGCAGGAGCGGCCUUACUCUGCUGGGUCUAACCUGCCUCCUGGGGACCACCUGGGGUCUGGCCUUCCUGGGAUCGGGAUAUGUCAAUUACCCAAUCCUCUACCUUUUCUGCAUACUGAACUCCCUCCAGGGUUUCUUCAUCUUCAUGUGGAUCUGCCUCACAGCCAAGAAGCAGAGGAAGAGACAAAUGGAAGAGAAACUGACCUCAGCUCCAAUAAGGACUUCAGCGAUUAAAUCUGAAUAGAACUUAAUCCUUAAUCUAAAUCCUUUAACUAGCAGAUUAAAGUUUUUUUUCUUUUUUGCAAAUGACAGGUUUCUUUAUAAAUGAUUACCUUUUUGUCAAUUGAAGUUUUAAAUAACAUUAAACUAAUAUUUUACAUCC